GAAGGAGGACAGUUCAGUAGAAGAAAAAGCUCAAGAGGAGGAGAGACAUGUGAAAGAACUAUCUGCAAAAGGAGAAAGAAGAUUUUCAAGUUUAAAAUAAAAAAUCAGAAGCUCUGUACCAAGGGUUCAUUUUUCAAAGAAGGUGCCUUUGCUGCUUUUCUCUUGGACUUGCUGUAGAGAAACACAUACCAGAGAAAGGUCCAGUGUGGAGGCAGAGUGUGAAAAUGUCACAGAGGCCUCUUCUCAUCUUCCUGGGAAUCACCGCAGCCAGUCUUCUAACAGUUCAAGGAACAUGGAGAGGAGAGUCUCUCCAUCACUCUGAUGACAACUAUGAGUGGACCACAUGGUUCAAUGUUGACCACCCAGGAGGUCGAGGAGACUACGAGCAGCUGGAUGCCAUUCGCUUCUACUAUCGCACCAGAGUAUGUGAGACUCCGCGAGCAAUUGAAGCUAGAACCACGGAAUGGGUCCCAGCCCGUGAAACCGGGGAGAGGAUACAUGCCGACCCAACAAUAGGAUUCUGGUGUCUCAAUGAAGAGCAAAGUCCUGGACGCAACUGCUCAAACUAUGCAGUUCGUUUUCUAUGUCCAAAAGAAAGAAGUGUGAACAUUCAGGGAACCUGGGGUCUGUGGUCAAACUGGAGCCCAUGUCCUGCUCUCUGUGGUCAAGUUGGUGUGCAACUUCGCUAUCGAAGCUGCCAGUCUCAUUCAGUUCCUUGCAAUGGGCCUAAAAUAGAAGGGAAACCAUGCAAUGGGCCUGAGUGCAUGAAGACAGAUUGUUAUCUGCAGUGUGUGAUGGGGAGAGUAAAUGCUGACUGUGACGCUUGCAUGUGUGAAGAGCACACCCUUUUGGGUUCUGUGCGAGGUGCAGGUGGUCUUAUUGCUGAGGGGGCAGCCAUUCUUCGCUCAGGCAAACUCCUUACCCUCACAGACCACAACGGACAUUUCCGAAUCCCUGGAAUCUGCCCCGAUGGUAACACAACCUUGACAAUCAGACUGCUGGGGCAUGCAACUCUUGAUGUUGUUGUGCCCAUCACCAGUGAGCGGACCUCGGUUCUAAGUGUGCAGCUUAAAAGAGCAGAUAAGCUUCAUGUUGUGAGCAACCCUGAGAGUAAAGCCAGAAGAGUGGGACAAAGUGUUGCCUUCUGCUGCAAAGUAACUGGAACGCCGCCACCAGACAAAUACCAAUGGUUUCAUAACAACAGUCUCAUGGAGAUGCAAUACGAAAGCACGCUUGUUCUGAAAGAUUUACGUCCAGAUCAAGCAGGAGAGUACUACUGCAGGGCAAGUGGUCCGUCUGGUGCAGUUAAAACCAAACCAGCAUCUCUAAAAAUUAUAGGUGGAGACGAGCAUUCAUGCAACCCCAAGCCCGAAUCUCAUCUCAUUCGUCUUCCACAUGACUGCUAUCAAAACAGCACAAACUCCUUCUACUACGAUGUUGGCAAAUGCCCCUCAAAUACAUGUGCUGGACAGCUGGAUAAUGUCAUCAGGUGCAAAGACAACGUAGCGUACUGCUGUGGUGUGGCAAAGAUGGAAGAGAGGCAGCUGACAUGUCAAGGCUACCAGCUGCCCACCAUGGUGGUGACAGAAUGCGGCUGUCAGAAAUGUGUGGACACCAAGGCUGUUGUGUAUGGCCGUGCCAUUGCAGCAGACAAUGGUGAGCCAAUGAGAUUUGGCCACAUCUAUAUGAACGGAGUCAGGAUUGGCCGUACUGGCUACAAAGGCACCUUUACUGUCCAGGUUCCCCCAGACACUGAAAGACUAGUGAUGACGUUUGUUGACAACAUGCAGAAAUUUGUUAACACUACAAAGGUGCUCCAAUUUAAAACUAAGGGGGGAGCUGUAUACCAUGAAAUCAAACUUUUACGGAAGAAAGCUCCUGUGACCAUUAUUUCCUCAGAAACUAAUACUUUUGAUCUAGGAGAGGUAGAUGGCCAAGAGGCAAUGGUCCAAAUCCAGAUUCCCCCUAAUUCAUUCUAUAAGCAGAACGGAGAAGUCUUUACUGGGAACGUCAAUGCAAGUAUUACAUUCUUAGACCCGAGAGAUGUCUCUACUGCUGCUGCUGCUUCAAGUGACCUUAAUUUUAUAGGAAGUGAGGGUGAUGUACUUCCACUGAGAACCUAUGGCAUGUUUUCUGUUGACUUUAGAGGUGAAGAAAAUAAUGAACCUCUAAAUGCAGGUGAAGUGAAGGUUUUUCUGGACUCAGCUCAGGUAAAGAUGUCAGAGCACCUCAGCAACAUGAGGCUGUGGUCGCUGAAUCCUGAAACUGGCCUGUGGGAAGAGGAGGGAAGUCUCCAGCUGGAAAAGAAAAAGAGAAGCAAAAGGGAGGAGAGAACAUUUUUGAUCGGAAACAUGGAAAUCAGAGAAAGGCGUCUGUUUAACCUGGAUGUUCCUGAAAACCGCAGGUGUUAUGUAAAAGUGAGAGCUUUCCGCAGCGAGCGUUUCAUGCCUAGUGAGCAGGUAGAAGGAGUUGUGGUGAGUCUCAUAAACAUGGAACCAGUAGCUGGCUUCUCCUCGAAUCCACGUGCCUGGGGCCGUUUUGAUAGCGUUGUUACUGGCCCAAAUGGGGCUUGUCUUCCAGCCUUUUGUGACGAACAAAAACCUGAUGCUUAUUCUGCAUAUGUAAUGGCCAACCUCGGGGGUGAGGAGCUGGAGGCUGUGUCCUCUUCUCCUAAACUUAAUCCUGGCCUCAUUGGAGUACCCCAGCCUUACCUGACAAAACUCAACUACAGGCGGACUGAUCAUGAAGACCCUAGAGUAAAGAAGACAGCAUUUAGUAUCAACGUGGCAAAACCAAGUUCUAAUGCUGCCGAGGAAUCCAAUGGACCAGUGUAUGCAUUUGAAAAACUAAAAGAAUGUGAGGAAGCCCCAUUCAGUGCAGCUCAUUUCAGGUUUUCAAGAGUUGAAGGAGACCGUUAUGAUUACAACACUGUGCCGUUUAAUGAAGACGACCCAAUGAGCUGGACGCAAGACUACCUGAGCUGGUGGCCCAAGCCCAUGGAAUACCGCGCCUGUUACAUCAAGGUUAAAAUAAACAGUCCACAUGAAAUCAAUGUAAGGUCUCGUAACAUGGGUGGCACUCAUCCAAAAACUGUGGGCCAGCUGUACGGUCUCAGAGACACUCGCAGCAUUCGUGAUAUGGAACAGGCAAAUGUUUCAACCGUGUGUCUGGAGUUUAAGUGCAGUGGCAUGCUGUAUGAUCAGGAGCGUGUGGAUCGUACUCUGGUGAAGGUGAUCCCUCAAGGUAGUUGUAAGAGGGACCAUGUGAACUCAAUGCUUCAGGAUUAUUUGGUGAACCACCUACCUCUAGCAGUCAACAAUGACACCAAUGAGUUUACCAUGUUGGCACCUCUAGACUCUCUGGGCCACAACUAUGGAAUCUACACAGAGACGGAACAGGAUCCUCGUACAGCGAAAGAGAUUGCACUUGGGCGCUGCUUUGAUGGCACUUCUGAUGGUACAUCUCGGGUCAUGAAAACUAAUGAGGGCGUGGCGCUAACUUUUACUUGUGGGGACCGUGAAGUGACACGCCAGAGUGUCUUUCAAGCUAUGCAGAACUCUCAAAGUCAGAUAGUUACAAGUGUUGCCAGAGGAGACAACAGGAAAACCAAACGUCGACAGAGAGCCAACUUAUCCCGCAGGAGCAGUAAACGUAGCCCCAGAAAUCCUAAACGAGGGUCUUAACAAGGUAGAAGAUAAGUGACUCUACCCAUAGACCAGGAAAAACAGAGCGAGAAAGAGGUUUGGAAAUAAAUCACACUGAAGCAGUUUUUGACAUUAAUAAUAUACCAAAAUAUAUUCAAGCUGCAGUUGUAUUUCAUAAUAGAAAUAGUCAGACUUCAGUUUCUUAGCUCUCAGCAUUAAUGCAUCGACAUCCAAAUUGGACUAGUGAAUUAGGGUUAAAGCUUUUUAAUUAUGUAUGCACCGGUACCCUCUUUCUCAGGGGUUCAAAUGUAACUGAAAAAAAUUGCAUAAAGGAAAUAAACUUGAUUUUUUUUAUGAACUGCCUGAAGUCUGAAACAUUUCCCCAAAUAAUGUAUUUAUAUUCCUCUGGACGGUUUUUCAACACUUUAUUGUAUGUGGAAUUUUUUUAUAUCAGUUGAUGAAAGAUUCAACAGGCAGUCUUUUUUUUCAAACCUUUUUAGUAUCUGGGUUGUUUUUGCUGAUUUUUUCCUAUUCCUUACAUACAAUCAAGAUUUAUGCGUCACCAUUCCUUACCUAAGAAAACAACUCAAGGACCUGCCUGACUUGGUGCACUCUCUUGAGAGCAGAGGGUUCUCAUUAUCCGGGAGAUGUUGCGCAAAGCAAAGCCUACAGCCUCCGCUCCGACUUCCUUGGAGCUCAAGGAGAGCAUGCGCUAUAUUAUUAUUAAAUUCAGGAGCAAAACAUGCGGAAAUGAGCACUUAAUUUAAUUCCCCACCAACAUCCAGCCAGCGUAUGUUCAGUUUCUGGCCAAAUAUUUUCAUUUUGUUGUGGAUUUUUGUAACAGGGAUAACUAGGAUCAUACAUGGUUUGUAUGAACUAUGUUUUAUCUCUGCAUUAAAAGUCAGCAAUUCUUCACCCAUGCCUGAGAUGAGAAGUUUGAUGAUUUGAUGAAACUUUUAAGCCUCUUAGUAUAAAAUAAAUGUUUUGAUGAUCGAGAUGAGAAAUCUGCUUCCUGGUAUGUUGAAGUACCAGUUUGUAAUAGUUUGCAUCCAAUCAUUUAAACAAACGAUCUUAUUUUUUGGGAAUAUAUAAGCUCCCGACUGAGCGUGGAAUGGCUGGAGAAUGGUUUUGUCGUCAUUCAAACCCAGGUUAAAAGCCUUUCAGGUCAGCUUGAAUCCCAUUGCUCUCAUUAAGCCAUGAAAAAGAAAACAAAAUAACAGUCAGAUCAGGUGUUUUAUGAGAUAUGUAAGUCAGGAAAUUGUCCAUGUAUCAGACUGAAUGAUUGUUUC
This is a messenger RNA of Cyprinodon variegatus (sheepshead minnow), 4933 nucleotides long. RefSeq names its product cartilage intermediate layer protein (gene cilp). The coding region runs from base 225 to 3683 and encodes 1152 amino acids. NCBI's taxonomy places the organism in Eukaryota, Metazoa, Chordata, Actinopteri, Cyprinodontiformes, Cyprinodontidae. The record is from RefSeq and is a predicted model, not a curated record. The transcript is spliced from 9 exons.